CGAUAAAGAUGUCAUUGCCAGUGGUUGCCAGCGACGAUAUCAGGCGAUACAGCUAGAGACGAUAACGAUAACCAGCGGUAACCCUACUACGCGAGUUCUCGUGUCCGAAGUCGCAAGUGCACGUUUGAUUGAGAAAAAACUCACGCGACAUGUAAACCAUGUAAUUGGAUCUGUUGUUCGAUAUCCGUGCAUUUUUUUUUUGCCUUAAUGCAUUCGUGCGCCCGCGCGUGGAAAUUACGCCACAAACCUGUGUGAUGAUACCCGUCACGGCGGUGACGGCGAGCUGGUCAAAAUCGGUGCAGAGAUUCAGCCGCGAGAUCAGCAAAAUCCUGAUUUAUUGACAAAGGCAGGAAACGUCGAACAAUGACGGAAAGCCUGAUAACCGAGUGGCUAGCGGAUUGCAAAGAUGUGCCUCCGUCAGAUCUGCACACGUUUGCCAGCACGCUCUCUCAGGACAACGAGAUCGUGCGAGCGCUUUAUGUGCUUUUAGAAGAGCGCACUAAAUAUAGCGAGUUGAUGGACACAGUAUGCAAUCAAUUAUAUAAUUUUUAUCGAUCUCGAGAAAUAGAACUGCAAAGAUUUACUCUACAAUUUCUACCUACUCUGAUAUAUAUUUAUCUAAAUUCUGCUGCACAUGGUGACAUUAAGAGUUGUCGUUCUCUUGAGACUCUGUUAAUUGGAUUAUAUAAUCUAGAAGUGGUGGAUAAAUCAGGACAACAAAAAGCAAUCUCAUUUAGAUUACCUUCUUUGGCUAUGUUAUCCUCAUAUCAUGAGCCUGCAAGUCUAGCACCAGCUUCAUUAACAGAAAGCGCGGUGCGUCGAUUUGAAGAAUGCAACACAAAACUUGUGAGCUGGGGUCCCUUGCAGCAAGUUGAAACACUGAAUGCACAAAAUAGAUUAAAAGUUAUGACAGCACUGCUAUUUAUUUAUAAUCAACAAAUUGGAUAUAUAAAUAAAUUUGCUUUAGAACAGUUAUGCAAAGUUGCAACAAAACUUGUUACUCAAGGGUUUAUGAAACCAGGACAUCAUCAACGUUCUUCCUACGGCAGUGAAUCUAGUUUUGUUCCAAGACUUUUACCACGUAUACCAGUAACUGGUCCAUUCCUCUUGGAAUUCUUAAAUGCUAUAUAUUUUGCCAUGUAUAAUGAUUGUUGGUAUAUAGCAAAUCAAGCUGUAGAAGAUAUUCAUAACAGAGCCUGUUAUGAAGCAUAUCCCAAUGUAAUGUUAGUUACCAAUGCUAUACGCAACUCUGCGAGUACUGGAGCACCAGGUCAGCAAAACGAUGGACCAAUGGGAAUUAGCGUUGCAUUGUCUCCAGCAACUACUACACCAACCAUUUCAAAGUCUAUGAUCACAAAUGCUUCCUUCCGUACUAAGAAACUACCAGACGAUCUGGAUGAGAAGUUAUUUGCGGUCGAAUUGAGCAAUUGUCAAGUCGAGAAGCAGCAACAACCGGCGGUAUCCGGCAGCAGCAAACGUCGUCCAUGGCAUUGGAAGCAUACACUUCCAAAUUCAGAUAGGAGGGAUACGAGUGUGGGAAGAGCACAAUCUUCCUCCUCGUUGGAAAGUUCUAGACGUGGAAGUAUAUGCAGCAGCAGCCAAAGCUCGCCGAUAAAGUCUUCUCCUAAAAAGAGCAAAGAUCAUCAGUUAAAGAAAAUAACUGCGGAUAAUAAGGAUGAUAUCAGUCAGAAAGGUCGAAAAGACAGUAGCGUAAAGUGCGAUUCUACUUACCCCGACGAUAGAUUGGCAGCUAACGCGCAUCUGUAUAGUAUGUUAGAGGAACAAGCUCUGGGAGAAAUUAUUCGUGAAUCAGUGGACAAUGUAUAUACUGAAGACAAGAAUAAAUCAAUCAAUUUUUGCGCCACUACUGCAUUAUCAUCAAACAUAUGGUAUUAUUACUUCAGUUACAGCACUCUAGGAUGGCAUGACAUACCAGUUGUAAAAGAUGAAUCUACUGGAGAGGGUAAAGGUAAUUUGGUAUCAAUAACGGAGGAAAAUCAAGACUCAACCGAACCGAGCCGCGUUGGUUCCGUGAGACAAUCGAAGGAUCAAAAGACUGCUUCGAAGAUUACGAACUUUCCUGUACUCGGGAAGAAACCUAAAGAGAAAGAGGGGAAAGUAACGAAGAAUGUUCACGUCGCGUUGUCUGAGAAGGAGAAGAAACUUGGUUCUCAAACCACAUCGAAAGACAACAUCAAAGGUAGUUUAUCAAUGUUGAAUAAUGAACAACAACAAGUAGAAGUUGAAGGAAAUGUUAACGGAUGUGCGAUACGAAAGAAGAAUAAUAGCAUAGAAAAUAAUGCAAUUAUAAUAGAUUCAAAUGCAUUAAUUGACAAUGAGAGACUGGCGCUAAAUAACGAAAAUACUGAUGGUAAUAACAUAGAAAAUUCUCUUAAUUUAAGAGCGCAUAACGAAACAGAGUCAAUGAGUUCUUCUAUUCAAGUAAGCUCUGUUUAAUAUUACAAGAACAAAAAAAAAACUUGAAAAUAACAAAAUGUUAUAUAUAAAUAGUAAUGGGCUGAACACAUUACGCGAGCGAGUAAGAUCGUUCUCUUCCAUCUAGCAAGUUGUCUUGUCAAACCCAUGUUGCCUUUUCCUAAAGCUAUUUAAGAUCACACACACUAUUUUCCCAACAAACAUGUAUAUUAUCAAUGCAUUGCAACAUUUAAAAAUUAGAAAUGUAUAUUUUUCUUGACACGCAUGUAGCAAUUUUAGUCGAUAGUUCAUUACUCUAUUGAUCUCCAAGGUUACCGUAACAAUAGGAGAGGGAACAAUAUAAACUAAAGGCACACGGUUGUUUUGUUAAAUAUUCUGUGCACACACAUAUUGGUGACUCAUUUUUGUAAUUAAAUUUAUAAUUUAUUCGAUAUAUUUUAUAAAUAUAUGUCGAUAUAUAUGUAUAUAUAUGUAUACUAUAUAUAUAUAAUCGUAAUUUCUUUAUUCGAACGGUUAUUGAAACUUCUCACAACACUUCUAGAAAUUAUAAAUAUCAUAAUAUCGAAGAAACAAGUAUUAUCACACAAUGCAAUAUAUAUUACUGUAAUAAUUUGUUUAACCCAGAUGCGCCAUGAUGUAUACUUGCAGCCUUUUUCUCUAUCUUCUUAGAUAAACGGUGCAUGUCUAAAUAUAUCUGUUACUACGACUGCUAAAAACGCAGCACAAAAUGAUAAUGAUUAGAGAAAGAGACAGAGAGAGAGAGAGAGAGGAAAGAGAAGAGAAGGCCUCAAGAUAACACUGCAGUGUCAUUUAUCUGUAAACUGGAUAGAUCUAUUAUAGUUGUAAAAUAUAUUAGGCAUGUCUGGGUUGAAUAAUAAAAAAACUUGAUAUUAAUUUUGUCAUGAUUGUUCUAAUAUGAUAUUAAGAAUUCCAUGACAAAUUAUCUGAAUUUGCAAAUAGUUAUAAAACAAAACAUUGGUAUAUAUAUAUAUGUAUAAAAUAUAUGUGAUUGUUGAAAAUGAUUAUGAUAUAUUCAACCACAGAGAGUUUAUUCUCGCGUGUAUGAAAGUUGAUUCACGUUGAAAAUAGUCAACUAGUUAGAGAAAUGUGCCGCUUGUGCAUGAAAAGAUGGGAAUAUGAUAAUAAAUAUAAGUUUUUGAAUACAAUAUUUUUCCUUAUAAACUAUGUGAACUUCGAUCUAGCAUUUUAUUAGUCAGAGAGUUCCAAGAUUUUACACCAGAAAUAAAAAAGUAUUUAGAAAACAAAUUCUAAAGGAAUUAAAAUAUCAUUCGUGUAAAUUAAUGUAUAAGUGUAAGAAAUCAUUAUCUUUAAAAAUUUGAAUAUUUAACUUUAUAUGUCUUUGCGCACUUGUUUGAAAAUAUAGAUACAGUAUACAUUUUUUAAGAAAAAAAAUGCGCAAAACAAAUUUGAUACUUUUACUGCGUUCAGUACUUGUCUUUUUAAUAUUUCGAUUAAAAGUCGAAAUCAUUAAAGAAUACUGUGAUCAAUUCCCACUUUUUUAUGCUCUGAGUGUAGAAUUGUACUAAUUUAUUAAUUAUAUAUAUAUAUAUAUAUGUAUGCGUGUGCGUGUGCGUGUGUGUGCGCGCGCGUAUGUCGUGUG
Pseudomyrmex gracilis is the source of this 4057-nucleotide messenger RNA. RefSeq names its product hyccin (gene Hyccin). Bases 364 to 2457 code for a protein of 697 amino acids. Gene Ontology annotation, biological process: phosphatidylinositol phosphate biosynthetic process; protein localization to plasma membrane. The transcript has 9 exons. The record is from RefSeq and is a predicted model, not a curated record. Gene Ontology annotation, cellular component: plasma membrane. NCBI's taxonomy places the organism in Eukaryota, Metazoa, Arthropoda, Insecta, Hymenoptera, Formicidae.